AGGCCGAAUCGCGUGCGGAUGACGGCUGCUGCUGGCGAGCAGGCGGGCGGGUGGACAGGGGGUAUCAGCGGCGCGCACGACGAUGCAGUGGCGACGUCGCCGCCGUUGAGAGCUCGCGUACGGCUCUCGGAGGCGAUCUCGUUAUACUGCCUCGUCCGCUGGCCGGACCGAUCCCUCUUCCCCGAGGCAGCGGGCACCGCGCGUUCGCCUUUGCACGACGCUGUUCCGGGACGACGAGCGACCGCGCCAUGCGGCGGCGGUGUCGGGCUCGUCGCACCAGGACACCGACACGUACGGAGCGCGGCUUCAGGACGACAAGAGGAUGCCCGACGGCGCCGAGACGUCGCAUCCGGACGAGACGUCGGCCAAAGUCCUGCUGCUGCGACGAUGGAGCGAAAUGCCGCGGCACCUUCAAUUUAAUCCCCACAUCCUCACCGGCUACAGACCGCUCAUGACCAUCCGCCAGUGCCUCGGUAGCCUUUUCUACGUCCACAACGAGACCGUCAAUAUCCUGACGCACGGAUUUGCUAUCCUGUACAUGUUGGUGACUGUACCACAUCUACUUCCAUGGAAUACAAAAGGGACACUCGUGGGAGUUCUUUCUUGGUGCCAUUUUAUCGGUGCUGUUAGUCCGUGGAUUGGAUCCUUCCUAUAUCAUCUCUUCAUGAACGUAAACUACGACGAAGUCCUCUACAGAACACUGUUGAAAGUCGACAUGAUUGGCAUAUGGAUGUGCCAGAGUUUCGGAGCUAUACCGAUGAUGGCAGCCGCUGUUCAUUGCCUUGCGGAUAAUGUCUGGUAUUGCUGCAUUUUUAUUUAUUGCUCUCUUAGUAUGUGGGGACUUUUGAAGGCAAUGACUGCUAAAUCACCCUGGGAAAGGCGUUUAUGUUUUGCCCCUCCUUUCCUAAUGAGAAUGUUAAUUAUGACGUUGAGAUGUUUCGGUAUUGGUGGCGGGUCACCCGAGGCUCUUAUUCAUAUAAUAUUACAGGAUCUCAUAGCUGUGAUAGGUGCAACCAUUGGCGCUCUUCGCAUUCCAGAGAAAUGGAUUCCCGGCCGAUUGGAUUUAGUGCUGAAUUCCCAUAAUGUGAUGCAUGUAAUGGUCGUCCUAGCGGUAUGUUCUAUGCAUGCCGCAACCUUAAAGGAUCUCGCCUGGAUGUCUGAUCCGUCUACGUGCAAUAAAACAAGCUCUCUUCCUUCGGAUCGCGAAGAAUUGUGAUUGAAUCAUGAAGAACGCGACGGCUUGCUGCAGUCUGUGAUAAACCGAGCCUAUAACAACUGGCGAUUAGUCGAGCGUUUCGACAUUUGAAGACCAGAAAGUGCUGAAUUCUAUAAUAUAAAUUUAAGGAUAUUGAAAAAAAAAA
Molecule: messenger RNA, 1361 nt
Organism: Trachymyrmex septentrionalis
Lineage: Eukaryota; Metazoa; Arthropoda; Insecta; Hymenoptera; Formicidae
Product: progestin and adipoQ receptor family member 4
Exons: 5
Coding region: 323-1216 (297 amino acids)
Cellular component (GO): membrane
Molecular function (GO): signaling receptor activity
Source: RefSeq, a predicted model, not a curated record